This is a messenger RNA of Colletotrichum siamense, 1872 nucleotides long. RefSeq lists its product as uncharacterized. The record is from RefSeq and is a predicted model, not a curated record. Lineage: Eukaryota; Fungi; Ascomycota; Sordariomycetes; Glomerellales; Glomerellaceae. The transcript has a single exon. Bases 1 to 1872 code for a protein of 623 amino acids.
AUGCCUCAUUCAACCGUCGAUGACGAGCGCUCAAGCUCUACUGUCGCCCAGCCGCCCGCUCGAGAGGAUGCCGUCCAGCAGCCCCCUAGUCAAGAUCAAGAGGCUGCGGCACAAGGCCAUCGCUCGUCAAGACCAUUAGUGAACGGCGGCUCUCCCACACCCCAGAUACCCCGGAGCAUUCGCGUGUCUUCACCCACCGAAAGUACUUCAAAUGGUGUGCAAAACCCACAGUAUGCCACAUACCCUGCGCCUCCACCGCCGCCUCGGCCUCAAUUUGCAACCUUGUAUAGCCCUUCUCAAGGCACAGCUGCAAACACGUCUGCAACCCAGUCUCAUGCCCUCUUCGUGGAACUAUUACCGGCGGGCAGCGGCCAGGACAACCAGAAAUUCCAAGGCUACAUUGCCCAUAUUAAGCCCACUCGCCUGGAGCUUGUUGACCUCAACAGCCUAAAAGACCCCGCAAACACAACUUACCUUUCCUCUGACGACUCGUCUGACGCCAGUGAGGCCUCGACGGUAGUGGGCAUAGACAAGGACGGCAAGGGCAAGAGUAACGGCAAGAGCAACGGCAAGAGCAAUGGCAAGAGCAAUGGCAAGAGCAACGGCAGGUGCGAGGACGACCGCAAGAGCAAGAAAAAGUACGACAACGAAGAUGACAACAACGAUAGGGGCAUGCGCAAGGACAAGACCCGUCCGGACACUUCUCGUCCAGAUGUGCCUCCCCCAGAUAAGCCUCGUCCAGCUGCGCCCCGUCCAGACACACCUCAUCAAGACGUGCCCGACGAGGAUCCCUCCGAAAACCCCCAGUUCACCCGUCAGUACAUCCGGGAGCACUUCGGUCAGCCCGUCGUUUCUCAGCCCUACCUCAAAGGCCUCAAAGGCCACAAAAGAGUCCACUCCAACCUCAAGAACGAGCAAAGAGUCCAGCUCGACCUCAAAGGCAAGAAAAGAGUCUACCUCAAAGACCAAAACACAGCCAAACAACCUGCGCCUUGCUCUCCAUGGGAUGCCCCAGCCUCUCCCGACCGCAAGAGCAAGAAAAGAGCUUAUUUCCAAGGCCAAGAGACUGUCAAACAACCUGUGCCUUUCUCUCCAUGGGUUGGCUUAGCUUCUGUACCGCAGAAUACGUGGGCUCGAGACCGCUAUCCGUCCCCGGACGAGUCCCCUGCUCGUACUAGGUCAAGUGCAGAAUACGCAAUCUACGACGACGAAGACCGCGACGGAUUCUAUUAUGGCCCAGCUCACGACUCAAGCUCAAUGCGGCUUCGGUACUUAAACGAAGAAGAAGAAGAGCAUCUGACCAACUUCGAGAGGAUCAUGCUGCAUAACGUUACUGCUAUGGCCGGUGAGGUAGCGUAUAUAGGGGCUUCUGUUCGCAACAUGGAGAACACCAUGAGACGAUGGGAGGACGCAAGUAACGCACGGAACAACGGGAUCUUCCCUCCUACACACCAGGGGCAGCUGCCCCCGAGUGCCAUUCCUCACGACGUCUUGCCGCCCCCGCCUGCGUGCAUGCCAGUUGAACAGCAACGUCUGCGAGGAUCAGAGGCGCCCGCAGGGCCACCCGAUGCCCAGAGCUCGUCACGAAGGCCCUCAUAUCAGCCAAUGACGCCAUCUCCACGCUCGAGUCAAGUGGGCUACCGACAGACGACGGAGGAGACGACGACAGCGGAGAGGACGACGCCAACGGACGACGAUGCUGGAUGUCGGAUCCCUCGGACGACGACGACGACGGACGACGGUGCUGGACGUCGGGGCCCUCAGACCAACGAAGAACCUGGACCUGGGCCCCUUGGGACCACUGGGAAUGUAAUCUUUGGUCUCGUAGCUACUGCCUGGAUUUGCAUGACUGUCAUGAGCUGUCGCCGUUAG